Peromyscus californicus insignis is the source of this 9816-nucleotide messenger RNA. It is a transcript of the gene Pkd1l2, whose product is annotated as polycystin 1 like 2. Gene Ontology annotation, biological process: detection of mechanical stimulus. Bases 1 to 7368 code for a protein of 2455 amino acids. The record is from RefSeq and is a predicted model, not a curated record. The transcript has 43 exons. Gene Ontology annotation, cellular component: membrane. Gene Ontology annotation, molecular function: carbohydrate binding; calcium channel activity; protein binding. Lineage: Eukaryota; Metazoa; Chordata; Mammalia; Rodentia; Cricetidae.
AUGGCAGGUGUGAUGCUCCUGGGGCUUGCCCUGAGCACUGGGGCUGCUGGGGCCAAGUUAGAAGGAAGCCACCUCUGCUUAAGGAGCCAAGUGUUGUUCAGAGACACUUGCUACGAGUUCGUGCCGCUGGGGCACACCUUCCACAGUGCCCAGAGCUGGUGUGAAGGGCACGGAGGCCAUCUGGUCUUCAUUCGAGAUGAAGACACCCAGCAGCUCCUGCAGAAGCAUAUUACCCAGGACCGAGACUGGUGGAUUGGACUCACAGGAACCUCGGCCCCCAAUGAGACUGUGGGAGGCUCUGGGACCUGGCUCGACACUACAAAUGUGAACUAUAGCAACUGGCAUGGAGGGCAGGUCACACCCGCCCCGGGGACCUGUGGCUACAUCAGGAGUGGCCCUGCGUCUCAGUGGGCUGCCUUGGGGGACUGCACCCAGGCCUUUGCCUUCAUCUGCGAGUUCGGGGUCGGCCGCAGCCUGGCCUGUGAGGGCCACAACGCCACCAUGCACUGUGGCUCGGGAGAGGUCAUCCAGGUCCAGGAGGCUUUCUAUGGGCGCCAGACCCCCUAUUUUUGCACCCAGGGCAUCUGGCCUCCCUCAGAUCUGGAGGGGGAAUGUGGCUGGGUCAGCGUCAAGGAUGAGGUGGCAGGCCAGUGCCAGGGGCUGCAGGCAUGCCAGGUAGCAGCAGAUGGGACCUACUUUGGAGAUCCGUGCCCGACCAGGAGCAGCUACCUGUGGGUCCAGUACCAGUGUCUGGAAGGCCUGCGGCUGGUGGUGCCCAAUGGGAGCUUCGUCUUGGACAACGUCACCGUCUCCCUGACGUGGCUCCUUUCUCCCUACACUGGAAACUUGUCCUGCGUCCUCAGCAUGGGGGAUGGCCACACUUUUGACCCUUACUACCCUUCCAGCAACGUGACCCACCAGUUCACCUCUCCUGGGGAGUUCACCGUGUUCGCUGAGUGUACUACCAGUGAGUGGCACGUGACCGCUCAGAAACAAGUGACGCUGCGAGACAAGAUGGAGACGCCCCAUAUCACUGGGUGUGCUGGCCGCUCUGGAUCUGGAGCCAGCCUUCUCUGUCAGGCAGUCUUUGGGGAACCUCUGUGGAUUCAGGUGGAUCUGGAGGGAGGAGCCGGGGUGACUUACGCUGUGCUUUCGGGUAAUAUAACUCUGGCUGAAUUCACCACCGAGCAUGGCUUGAGACCCUACAGUCUGACUCUGGACAGAGAAACCCAGGAGCUGCUGGGCCCUGGGAGGCACCACCUGAACAUCCGAGCUGUUGGCAACAGUACCGCCUCCGCCCCCUCCGGAAACAUCACGGUCCACUUCCUGGAGCUGCUGUCAGGGCUGCAGGCCUCCUGGGCUUCUGACCAUGUGGAGCUUGGGUGCGACCUGUUGGUCAAUGUCUCAGUGGCUCGUGGUACCCUGGAGGAGGUGACCUUGGAGGUGGCAGGACUCAAUGCAAACUUCUCCCAGAAGGAAGAGAGUGGUGGACAGUCAUCUGGGACCUACCACGUGGCGAUUCCUGUUGAAGGCAACUUUCUGGUCACCGUGCAUGUGCGGAAUGCUCUCUCAGACUUGAGCUUGGACAUGGGGAGCAUCACAGUCACAGCCCCUUCCAGUCUCCAAGAACCACCUGGAAUGAACGCUGAAGCAAAGAACGGAGACACAGGGGACAUGAAGGUGUUCAUUGAGCCUGAACUGUACGUGGACCCUUUCACAGAAGUCACACUGGGCUGGCCAGAUGACGACCCAGACUUGGGCUUCCACUGGUCCUGUGGACGCUGCUGGGCUCAGUGGAGUGACUGUGUGGAGAGGCAACUGCUCCACACAGACCAAAGGAUGCUGGUGCUCCACACCUCCUGUCUGCCACCGCUCAACUCUGCUGCCACCCUGCACUUGGCUAUCCUGAGGGGCCAGGAACUGGAGAAAGAGACAGAACAAUGCCUCUAUGUGUUUUCUCCCCUGGACCUUGGGCCUCAAAUCAGCUGUGAGAAGAACUGCCAGCCAGUGAAAGCCAACCAAGACGUUCUGCUCACAGUCACUGUGGGAGAUGAAAGCCCAAUGACCAUGUUCAGCUGGUACUUAGAUGAUACCUCAUCAGAGAAGGCUGAGCCCCUCCCCGAUGCCUGCAGACUCAGAGGAUUUUGGUCACGCUCGCUGACUCUCCUUCACCACAAUUCCUCCGUGCUGCUGCUGAACAGCAGCUUCCUGCAGACCUGGGGACCUGUUGUUCGAAUCCGGGUCACAGCACUGACCAACCAUGCCUACGGGGAGGAUACCUACGUGAUCAGCAUGCUACCUCAACCGGAGGUGCCGGCCUGUGCAAUCGUUCCGGAGGAGGGUACUACACUGACAAGCUUCGCUGUCUUCUGCACCGCCUCCACAGCCCCAGGGCCCCUGGAGUACUGCUUCUGUCUGCAGUCAGGUUCCUGCCUCCACUGUGGCCUUGAACUAGCACUCCCUGCUCUGUACCUACCACUUGGGAAAGAGAAGGAUGGUUUCGUCUUGACCGUGGUCAUCUCUGUCACCAAUCAGGCAGGAGACAGAGAGCAGACCCAAGUGGCAGUUAAGGUGGGACAUGGUAACACAGGUAGUGACAAUGUGACAUUCCAAGCUAUUGUGUCAGAGAGAAUCACCGCAGCUCUGCAAGACGAGCAUGGCCAUGAGCAGCUUCUCCUGUUUGCCAAGGCUGUGUCCUCUGAACUUAAUCAGGAGGACCGGAGCCCAGGCUCUGGGCAACUUAGAACAGAUAUCAAGCGGAAGGUACGAGAGCUCGUGCUGAGAUCACUGUCCAUGCUCGCCACUGGCCUGGAGAGCAUGCAGAGGGUGCAGGGUUUGGCUGAGGCUCUGAGAGAAGUGACUCACUGCAGCGAGGAGCUCACCCCUGUGGCCCAGUGGGAGGCCAGCCAGGUCCUGCAGCAUGCCACAGAAGCUCUGUUGACAGCCAGUGCCAAGGUUCAUCCUGAGGAUCAGAGACGCCAGGAAGCCACCAGGGCCAUGUUUCAGGCUGUGGGGAGUGUGCUGGAAGCUUCUCUCAGCCACGGAUCCGAAGAGCCUAUGGAGGCCAACAGCAGCCAGGCUCACAUUGUGGCCCAGCUACUUCAGGUUGUAGACCAUUUGCAGACUGCCCUCCUGCUGGGAACGUUGCCAGGGGGCCUUCCAGCCAUCCUGGUCACCCCCUCCAUCUCUGUGUACACAAACAGAAUACAGCCACGGAGUUGGCAAGGCUCUUCAGUGCACACGGCCACCGCUGACUCUGUGACCUUCAUCCUGCCUGCCGCCGCCUCCCUCUGGCCUAUGGAGGACAGCCAGGAGCCUGUGGACAUAAGGAUGGUGAGUUUCUCACAGAACCCCUUCCUUUCCCGAAGCCGGUUUGAAGUCAGUGGAACUGUUGGUGGACUCCAUCUGACCAGCUCCAGUGGUCAUCCCAUCCCAGUGAAGAACCUGUCGCAGAAUAUCGAGAUCCUGUUGCCCCGGAUUUCAGAACACAGCAGGCCAACGAUGCUGAGCCUGGCCACCCCGGAAGCUCUGUGGGUGAAUAUGACUACAGGGGAGGCAGCUCUGGGGAUACAGCUGCACUGGGGACCUGGAGUCCCACUCACACUCAGCCUGGGCUACGGCUACCAUCCCAAUGAGACCAGCUACGAUGCCCAAACACACCUGCCUCCCGGGGCUGCCACAGGUGAGCUACCCACCUGGAUCCUGGGCCCAGAGGACCUGCCCUUUGGAGAAGGGAUCUACUAUUUGAGGGUGGUCCCCAAGGAUGACCUGGAGUCUGCCUCUGGCAGGAACCUCACAGUUGGCAUUACCACCUUCUUGUCACAUUGUGUAUUCUGGGAUGAAACCCAGGAGACCUGGGACAACGCUGGGUGCCAGGUCGGGCCUCGAACCACCACCUCCCAGACACACUGCCUUUGCAACCACCUUACCUUCUUCGGAAGCACAAUCCUGGUGAUGCCCAAUGCCAUCGACGUCCACCAGACUGCAGAGCUCUUUGCCACCUUCGAGGACAACCCUGUGGUAGUUACCACAGUGGGCUGCCUCUGCGUGGUCUACGUGCUGGUGGUGAUCUGGGCCAGGAGAAAGGACAUACAGGACCAGGGCAAGGUAAAAGUCAUAGUGCUAGAGGACAAUGAGCCCUUUGCCCAGUAUCACUACCUGGUGACAGUCUACACGGGACACCGACGAGGGGCAGCCACAUCUUCGAAGGUGACUCUCACCCUGUAUGGCUCAGACAGAGAGAGUGAGCCCCACCACCUGUCAGACCCUGAUGCUGCGGUCUUUGAGCGAGGAGGGGUGGAUGUCUUUCUCCUGUCCACUCUCUUCCCCCUGGGAGAACUGCAGAGCCUCAGGCUGUGGCAUGACAACUCUGGGGACCGGCCAUCAUGGUAUGUGAGCCAGGUGCUGGUCUAUGACCCUGUGGUGGACCGGAAAUGGUAUUUCCUCUGCAACUCGUGGCUGUCCAUUGAUGUGGGUGACUGUGUCCUCGACAAGGUGUUUCCUGUGGCCACAGAGCAGGACAGGAAGCAGUUUAGCCACCUGUUUUUCACAAAAACCUCCACGGGCUUCCAGGACGGACACAUCUGGUAUUCAGUCUUCUGUCACUCUCCCCGGAGCAGCUUCACACGUGUGCAGAGGGUGUCCUGUUGCUUCUCACUGCUUCUCUGCACCAUGCUGACCAGCAUCAUGUUCUGGGGUGUCCCCAAGGACCCAGCUGAGCAGAAGAUGGACUUGGGCAAAAUUGAGUUCACUUGGCAGGAGGUGAUGAUCGGGCUGGAGAGCUCCAUCCUUGUGUUCCCCAUCAACCUCCUGAUUGUCCAGAUCUUUCGGAAUACCCGGCCUCGGCUCCCCCUGGAGAAGGAUGGGAAACGGGAACAGGGACCCCCCAACCUGACUCCCUUGCCGCAGCCCAUGGAGGAGGGACAUCUGACACCUGAAACAGGUAUAUGGAGUCUCCUCAGCUCACUGUUCAAAGCUCUGAAGGUGCCGCCCCCAGCCUCAGGCUGGGACUCUUUGAACCAGAUGGACAUUAACUACCUCCUGGCCUUAAUGGGAGACCUUGUCUGUCCAGAGGGCACAACAGGACAGGGGUUCUGGGAGGAAGCCAAAGAGAGAGAGGACCCUUUCACCUCCACACAUGGGUCUGUACAACUGAAAGAGAGCACAUGGCACCCCAAGCCCAAGCUGGCGGUGAGUGGGCUUUGGAAGGACAGCAUCUCCAGGCAGUGUCUCUACCUUCAACUGGAGCAUGUGGAGAGGGAGCUGCGGCUGGUGGGGCCCCAAGGCUUCCUGCAUCACCAUAGUCAUGCCCAGGCCCUCAAGCAGCUGCGUGUCCUGAAGGGCCACCUCUGGGGACAGCCUGGCACCCCAGCAAUAGCAUAUGCCAGCACUCCUCGGGUCAGCAAGUCUGCUCGUGGCCUGCCCUGGUGGUGUGUCCUGGUGGGCUGGCUCCUGGUGGCGACCACCAGCGGGGUGGCGGCCUUCUUCACUAUGCUCUACGGCCUGCACUACGGAAGGGCCAGCUCUCUCAGGUGGCUCAUGUCCAUGGCUGUGUCCUUUGUGGAGAGCGUGUUCAUCACCCAGCCCCUGAAGGUCCUGGGCUUCUCUGCUUUCUUUGCGCUGGUCUUGAAGAGAGAGGAUGAUGAAGAGACUUUGCCCUCGUUGCCAGGACAUCUGUCUGGUCCAGGCCCCUCUGCUUUGUUCCGAACUCGAAGACGCAGCAGCAAGAAUGCUUACCAGCCUCCUCUCGCCGCUGCCGUCGAAAAGAUGAAAACCACUCGCCUCAAGGAGCAGAAAGCGUUCGCUCUCAUCAGAGAAAUCCUGGCUUACCUGGGCUUCCUGUGGAUGCUGCUGCUCGUGGCCUAUGGGCAAAGGGACCCCAGUGCUUACCACUUCAACAGACAUCUGGAGCACAGCUUCACUCAAGGCUUCUCAGCUGUGCUGGGUUUCAGAGAGUUCUUCGAAUGGGCCAACACCACUCUUGUGAAGAACCUAUAUGGUCAUCACCCAGGCUUUGUCACUGAUGGGAACUCCAAGUUGGUUGGCAGUGCCCACAUUCGCCAAGUGAGGGUCCGGGAAGGCUCUUGCCCUGUUGCCCAGCAGCUACAGGCUUCUUUUGAUGGAUGCCAUGCACCAUACUCCCUGGAUGUUGAAGACCUGGCAGACUAUGGAGAAGGCUGGAAUGCCUCUGCCCACAAUAACAGCAAUGGCUUCCCUUGGGUGUGGCAAUACCAGAGCCAGAGCCAACGCCAGGGUUAUCCCAUGUGGGGCAAACUUACCAUGUACGGGGGAGGAGGCUAUGUGGUCACCUUGGGAGCUGAUCGCCAAAGUGCCUCAAGGAUUCUCCAGUAUCUCUUCGACAACAGCUGGCUGGACACCCUGACCAGAGCCGUGUUUGUGGAAUUCACUGUCUACAAUGCCAACGUCAACCUGUUCUGCAUUGUCACGCUCACACUGGAGAAUAGUGGCCUGGGUACCUUCUUCUCACACGCGACCCUGCAAAGCCUGCGGCUAUACCUCUUCACAGAUGGCUGGCACCCCUUCGUGGUAGCAGCUGAGCUCAUUUACUUCCUCUUCCUCUUCUACUACAUGGUGGUGCAGGGUAAGCUCAUGAGGAAGCAGAAGUGGGGUUACUUUUGCAGCAAGUGGAAUCUUCUCGAACUGACCAUCAUCCUCACCAGCUGGAGUGCCCUGGUGGUGUUUGUGAAGAGGGCAAUCCUGGCAGAUCGUGACCUCCAGCACUUCCGGAAGCACAGGGGCGAGGGGAUCAGUUUCAGUGAGACAGCAGCAACUGAUGCUGUGCUUGGUUACAUCAUUGCCUUCCUGGUCCUGCUGUCCACAGUGAAGCUUUGGCACCUGCUCCGCUUGAAUCCCAAAAUGAACAUGAUCACAUCAGCACUACGCCGGGCCUGGGGUGACAUUUCAGGCUUUGUCACCGUCAUCCUUAUUAUGCUCCUGGCUUAUUCCAUUGCAUCGAACUUAAUAUUUGGUUGGAAACUCUGUUCCUACAAAACCCUCUUUGAUGCAGCGGAGACAAUGAUCAGCCUGCAGCUGGGGAUCUUCAACUACGAAGAGGUCCUGGACUACAGCCCAGUUCUUGGCUCCUUCCUCAUUGGCUCCUGCAUAGUUUUUAUGACAUUUGUGGUACUGAAUCUGUUUAUCUCUGUCAUUCUGGUGGCCUUCAGUGAGGAACAAAAAUAUGACCAGCUGUCAGAGGAAGGAGAGAUUGCGGAAUUGCUCCUGAUGAAAAUCCUCAGCUUUUUGGGUGUCAGAUAUAAAAGGGAAGAGCCUCAGAGCAGCAAUGAGCAGCCAGAGCCAUCCUCCCAGGCUCUCUCCCCUCAACCAGCACAAACUUUGCCCCGGAUUUAAACUGUAUAACCACAUGUGGGAGAAGGCCAGAGCGUCCAGCCUGCACUUGCCAAUAGUGACUCUGGAGUCUCACGGGAGGACUGCUUUGCUUUCUAUAGAGGAGUUCUGGAACUCCGGUAGUAAAAUAGUCACAAUACAUACAUUUAUAAUGGUGUCACCGUGUGAGAGCCUGCUUGUUCAAAUGUAUUUCCUCCUAGAAAUAAAACACACAUGUGUGGAAAAGAAUAUUCUCUUCGGAACGAUUAAUUCACCAGUUUGAUCAUUGAUAGUUGCCUUUGAAUGAUUCCCAAAACUUCUCCAAAUGCUAAUAGGUGUCCUGUUAGCUUUCUGGGACCAAGAAUGACAAAUUGAGCGACUUAAAAAUCAGGAAGAGUGCUGGGCGGUGGUGGUACACGCCUUUAAUCCCAGCAUUCGGGAGGCAGAGGCAGAUGGAUCUCUGUAAAUUCGUGGCCAGCCUGGUCUACUGAGUGAGUUUCAGAACAGCCAGGAACCUUGUCUCAGAAAACCAAAAACCAAGCCAAAACAAACAAACAAAAACCACAAACCAGGAGGAGCACUAUUACUCUCUAGGGUUUUGUUUUUGUUUUGUUUCCUUGAGAUAAGAUUUCUCUGUAUAACCCUGGAUGUCCCGGAACUCUCUUUGUAGAUCAGGCUGACCUUGAACUCAGAGAUCAGCCUGCCUCUGCCUCCAAAUGCUGGGAUCAAAGUUGUGCACUACCACAUCCAGCUCCUCUGGGGUCCCCCACCACACACAGGGUUUCUUUGUGUAGUUUUGGUGCCUUUCCUGGAACUCUCUCGGUAGCCCAGGCUGGCCUUGAACUCACAGAGAUCCUCCUGUCUCUGCCUCCUGAGUGCUGGAAUUAAAGGCGUGUGCCACCACCGCCCGGUCUUGAUUGGUUUUGUUUUCACUGCUAAAUAAUUAAGUAGCAGGAAGCAGUCUCUACAGGUGGCAUCUGAGAACUCUUGAACACAGCAAACAGGAGCAAACAGAAAUCAGCAGUUGAAGAAAGGCUUUUUAUUGGGGUUGGGGAGGGGGACACAGGCAUGCAGCAAAAGCACAGAAAAAAAAAAGACCCUUUGUAAAGCAGAGGGGGGAUUCCAGUCUCUUCUGGAGGGCUGUUUAUUGUUGUUUGCUUUUGUCUCUGAAGCGGCUUCCCUGUAAGGGUUGGUCAGUUUGAAGAAAGCCAGGCUGACUGGUUGGCCCACAACUGCUGUGUCAAUGAAUCCUGAUGUGGCCUUGAACUUACUGAGCCAGUCCUUGCGCAGGGGGCCCUGCUGGCAGGAGAGAAAGCCCACAAGGCCUUUAAGUUGCCAGCCUUUUGUCUCAGGUCAGGAGGGUGAGGAAGAGGAUGGCCACCGUGGAAGCUAACCACCUUUGUUAUCCCUGUCUGCCUACGAGGGAGUCUGUCUCGCUCCUACCUCCUCCUCACCAGCAGCCAGGAGUGAGCAUCCAGCACAGCUUCUAGUAUGUCUUGCCCCUCCCUCUUUCCCGAAUCCACUGUAGAGACCCUGGGGGUUCCCUGCCCCAGACCCAUCCCAUGCUUUCCUCUUGACUAAGGGAAACUGACCCUUUUUCAGGGAGCCCUCUCCCCCUUCUCCCACAGGACUUCUGCAGCCACCACAAGGUAAAUCCUGGUUUGUCUUGGUUAUGGCAACCCAUUUCCCUUGACAGUGAAGAGUUUAGAGAAGCCAGGUUGAUGCUGGUAAGGAAUGGAGGUCUCUGACUUGAUAAUCAACCCUGAGGAUGGACAACUCCUACUUUCUAGCUAGAUAUUAAAAAUCUUAGGGGGCUGAGGAGUCAGUGGUUAAGAGUGCUUGCUGCUCUUGCAGAGGACCCAGGUUCAUUCAGCAGCUGUGAUCACAGAUAGUACUAGGCCCACAUAAACUGCAUGAUUCUCUCUUUCCCUUGGGGCUAAGAGUCUCUGACCCAGUUGGGAUCUGUAAACUGAUAAAGCGGCUGGGUUAUUUUCAGCAUUUAAAAAUGCAUACAAGGCUGGGCGGUGGUAGCACACGCCUUUAAUCCCAGCACUCAGGAGGCUGAGGCAGGCGGAUCUCUGAGUUCAAGGCCAGCCUAGUCUACAAAGUGAGUUCCAGGACAGCAAGGACUAAACAGAGAAACCAAACAACCAAACAACCAAAAAGCCAAAAAACCGCAUAUGAUCUGUGUCAGAGUGACUUUGUCCAAUGCCUAGCACUGACUGGUCUUCAGAUGAAAUGAAUCCCCUUGGGAGUGACCUUGUGCAGAUAGGCCUAACUGUAUGCUUUAAAGGGCCUAGCGGCACCUCAUCUUCCCUAGGACUUUUUGGCUUAAUGGCAUGAUACUGCGUUAGCCCAGCAAAGCCAUCCUUGCUGGAGUCUUUCCCUGGCCACUGAGGUGAUGCAGUUUAGGGAAAUGCACAGACUGUUAACUCAGUAUUUCCAUUCCCAAGCUCACAGUCUUAGUGCGAG